UCACUAUCACUGCAGCAGCUGACAGCUGACACAACUCUCACACGCUGGCUUUUUACACUCUUCGAGCAAAAAAAUUGUGUUGAAAAUUAUUAGGAAAACGCUGGACUAGCAGGAAAUGGCACCGCCAGCGGCACGGGCUCGUUACAACGCCAACAAGGCUGACAACCAGAUUCCGACGAAGAAGCCACCGAAACGUUUAAAUGACAAAAAAAGAUGCUACCGGCGAAGCUCAAGUCACCAGCACCAAAAAAGAAAAGCGGUAAAUAGACAAGCGGCGACUGUGGCCAACUCAACGGAAAAGACGCCGUUACCAGCCACCCCUAUAAUGCCAAGUGUUCACACUGCCUUCAAGACGUUCGUUAGCGCCCGACUUUGUAGUGCCAUUUGGGCGUACAUUGCUGACUGUGAUGAGACCUUCAAUUAUUGGGAACCGCUGCACUACAUCAUCAAUGGCCAUGGCCUGCAGACCUGGGAGUACAGUCCGCAGUUUGGACUGCGUUCCUAUACAUAUCUGCUGCUUCAGGGCGUGCCUGGUUGGAUCUAUCAAAAGAUCUUUAAUCCGAGUCCGAUACUUAUCUUUUACAUGGUACGCUGCAUGCUGGGUUUUGGGUGUGCUGUCAUGGAACGCUUCAUGUACAAAUCAAUUUGCCAGGAGUUUGGCAUUCAUGUGGGACGGCUUUGGCUAAUUUUUCAGCUCUUUAGCGUAGGAAUGUUUGUGUCCAGCACCGCAUUGUUACCAUCCUCAUUCUCCAUGUACUUUGGCUGCUCAGCGUUGGCUGCCUGGUGGCAGAAACGUUACAGUUUGGCCAUCUUCUUUACGGCGAUUUCAGCGCUUCUUGGCUGGCCAUUUGCAGCGCUAAUUGGUGUGCCACUUGUGCUGGAACUGUUGCUCCGGCAACGGGAUUGGCGCACAUUCGUGCAGUGGACAUUGAUAUCGGGUGCGACGAUUGCACUGCCCAUGAUUGCCAUUGAUUCGAGCUAUUUUGGCAAGCUGACGUUUGCGCCGCUCAACAUUAUCUGGUACAAUGUGUUCACCAGCCAUGGACCGAACAUCUUUGGCACUGAGCCAUUGAGCUACUACAUCAUUAAUGGCUUUCUCAACUUUAACAUUAUUUGGUUGUUGGCUCUACAACUGCCCAUAAUGCUGGUCAUGGACUAUUUGAUUGUGCCAGCCAAGUACAAGUCGACGCUGAACUUUCCACGCUAUAUAUCGUUGGCACCGUUGUAUCUUUGGCUUUUAGUUUUCUUUGCCCAGCCACACAAGGAGGAACGCUUUCUGUUUCCGGUUUAUCCACUGAUAUCUCUUUGUGGCGCCAUCACUGUGGAUGUCUAUCAGCGCAUCUUCUUUCGCUUUAAAUCGCUGGUGUUCAAGAUCAAGGCGGGCAUUCACUACUUGGACCACAGCAUGUUCAUUGCCAUUAUCGUAAUGAUUGCCAGCACUUUGUUGGGACUUUCGCGUGUAUUCGCUUUGUAUCGCAAUUAUCAUGCACCCAUGGAUUUGAUGCUUGAGCUGAAUCAAUUCAAGGCGACGCCACAAUAUCGAGCUGAUGAAAUUUACAAUGUAUGCAUUGGCAAAGAUUGGCAUCGUUAUCCAGGCAGCUUCUUCUUUCCGGCGCGCAAUUUCCGUUUGCGUUUCCUUAAAUCGGAGUUCCGUGGCAUGUUACCAGCUUACUAUGAGGGUGGCAUUAAUGCCACUCAAUUGGUGCAUCCCUAUUUUAAUGAUCAAAACGUCGAGAACGAACACAUGUACUUUGAUUAUGAUCAAUGUCAUUUCCUAAUCGAUUUCGAUGAGGGCAAAUAUACGGAACUGGAGCCGAGCUACUCCAGACGAACCAAAGACUGGUCCAUUAUGAAGUCGUUGCCAUUCCUUAUACAAGAGAAAUCACAUAAGGUGCUGCGUGCUUUCUAUGUACCAUUCCUAACCGACAAUCACAUCAAAUACGGAGAUUUCAAUCUACUUAAGCGCAAAAAGACACGUAACGGUAGCUAGGAAUGACGAAAAAACAAAGAACGUAACGUGACUUAAUCCGUGACCAUGCAAUCCAGAGAGCAUUUCCAUGCAGCCGUCAUAAUCUGCCCAAAAUUGUAAUUAUUAUUUAUUUUGUAUGUCCCAAAAGUUCUGUUCUGUUCCUCCCCCAUUUCAAUUUUAGCAAAGUUUCUGAGAAUUGACCUGAUUUUAGUUUGUAAGACAAAAUCAUCAACGAAUUGCUUAAUUAAUUAAUGUCAUUAUGUGUUUCUACAUAUUAUUAUGCCAAAGCUGUAAAGAUUAUGCUGAAUCGAACUAGUGUUUAAGCGGUACUAAUAAAAAGAAAAGAAGAUUCUUAAA
Messenger RNA from Drosophila nasuta, 2326 nucleotides. It is a transcript of the gene Alg9, whose product is annotated as alpha-1,2-mannosyltransferase Alg9. The coding region runs from base 116 to 1990 and encodes 624 amino acids. Gene Ontology annotation, biological process: protein N-linked glycosylation. The record is from RefSeq and is a predicted model, not a curated record. Lineage: Eukaryota; Metazoa; Arthropoda; Insecta; Diptera; Drosophilidae. The transcript is spliced from 4 exons. Gene Ontology annotation, cellular component: endoplasmic reticulum membrane. Gene Ontology annotation, molecular function: alpha-1,2-mannosyltransferase activity.